AUGAGCAGGAGUUUCUCCACCAUCCCGCCGGAUGGUUUUCACGCUGGGCACCUCCAGCACGCUAUUAUGGCGUUCAAGAAUGUCCCCGGCCGCAUGGGGCUCUUCUGGCAAGAUCCUUUCGCCCCAAGUAAAGCGAAACUCUGCAAAGCCGUCGGCGUCCUUGUCGAUGAGCAGAUCCGCCCAGACCACGAGCAGUUGGCCGAAAGGCUGAUGAACCAGCGUCUUGAGACUCUUCCAAGCGUCUACGAUCCAGCGGUAUAUAACCUGGAUGCACUCACCUGCAUGCCCUGUGCCAACGCCCGCCUGGGCCAUUGCGACAUAGCAAGCCAACCACCAGGCACCCACUGCACCAAUUGCAUUCUUUGGCGCAAAGACUCGUGCGAUUGUAACAACGGUCUGAUGGUACCUCUGAUGGAGGCUCUGGUCGCACAGGCCGAAACACGCCCUGGGCAGCCACUUACGCCGCCUAAAGAUUACACUGUGCUUGCUGCAGACGAGCGACAGCAGCAUACGAGGGACUUCUGCGAACGUCAUUUUGGCGUCCACUUCGAAUGGCCACAAGCUCAGCCGCCUUCACCUCAGAUGCCUCUCGCCAUCCAGAACAACGCGCUCGGAUUAGCUGGAAAAGACUUGCGAGAGAAAGUCAAGGCGCGCAAGCAGCAGAAACAAGCUAAACGCAAGGAGAAUGCUGCUAUCUUUGGCAAACAUCAACGAAACGGUCAAGACCCUGCUCGAAAGAGUGGCAGUCCGACAGCGAAAUAUGGCCGGUUAAGGAAGCAGGCGAUUGUUGUUUUGCCUCUGGGCCAAGCGGACCCAUUGCCCACCGUGCAUAAAAGGCCAUGGAAUGUUGAGCCGGGCACAUCAGUCAUCGUCCAGAAAGACGGCCCAGCUCUGAGCGUCAAAGAGCACGCCAUGGCUUCAGCCGGUGCGGGCAAACGUAAGCUGGAAUGA
This is a messenger RNA of Cercospora beticola, 951 nucleotides long. RefSeq lists its product as uncharacterized. The record is from RefSeq and is a predicted model, not a curated record. NCBI's taxonomy places the organism in Eukaryota, Fungi, Ascomycota, Dothideomycetes, Mycosphaerellales, Mycosphaerellaceae.